Molecule: messenger RNA, 708 nt
Organism: Echinostoma caproni
Lineage: Eukaryota; Metazoa; Platyhelminthes; Trematoda; Plagiorchiida; Echinostomatidae
Source: the annotation of a GenBank genome assembly
AUGAUUGAUUAUACUUUGGUAGUUGAUCGCCGGGCCUCUUCGGUGGAAGACUGCUGUUCCUAUCGCGGUGCAGGAACUGGAAACAGGUACGGCACUGACCAUACCCUUGUACGCGCCCGCUUCAAGAUCCACUUGACUGCUCGCCGGAAGACUCGUCUCCUGGGCAAAUUCAACGUCGCGCUCUUGAAGCGACCUGAGAGAAGUUAUGUUCAAGCGUCGGCCGACCGUGUCACCGUGAUAUUCAGUACCGUUUUCAAAGACCCCGACGAUGUGAUUAUUGGCAAGGUGUUCCUACAGGAACUCACAGAAGUUCGACGUCGAAUUGACCGUGCACCCCAGGUUCUUUAUUCUCAGGGUACCCCACCGGCCGAGCUUCAGGGUACCGAUGCCGCUGUUGGGGACAAUGUAGCCUAUAUAACAUUUGACAAAGCUCAGUCUCACAAAGCCAACUGCUUUGGCACCUCAUGGCUUCCUUUUCUAUCCACGCCCGCCCCUGGAGAGGCCAAUCCAGCAAAUAAACACGGCGGGGGCAGUUUACCGGUCGAAAAGCCCCCGCUAGAUGGACGUAGGAGCGGGAUACCUGGGGCUUACUUACGACGCUGGGAGAAGUAUUUGCACUUCAUUGGACAGCUACUGCCCGCCCAAUCUGGGCAGCCCCCAGCCAAUAAGGUGCUGUCCCGUCCACGUUCCUCUCGUCUAAUUGUGUGA